AUGAAAAAUAUUUUAAAAAUUUUAAUUUUAAUUUUAAUAUGUAUAAAUAAAAUAAAUUGUCUUGAUGGAGAUGGAAAACAAUUUAGAAUGAUAAUGUUAUUAUCAGCCAAUGUAAAUGAUAUGGGAUUUAAUAAUAUGAUGAAUCAAGGUAGAAUUGGAGUUUCAAAGAAUUUACAAAUUGAAGAUUCAAGAUUAAUAGUAGUAGAUGGAGAGAAUGAUACCAAAGCCUUAGUUGAACCAAUCCUACAAAAUGAAGAUAUCGAUUUCGUUAUAUGUUCUAGCCAAGGUCAUACUGUCGCAUGUAAAUAUUUUGCCGAUAAAUAUUUAAAACAUCCAACUGUGAAAACCCAAUUCUUAAUCAGAGGAAGUGGUUCCUCAACAGCCAAUCUAAUCCAAUUCAACUAUAACUUUGCCUCAUGCAACUACAUGAGUGGUUACUUUGCCGGUUUGCAUACAAAAACCAAUAAAAUCGGCUUCCUUUCACCGGGCGCCCCAAAGGUGAAUGAUGCUUGGGUGUAUGCAUUCUGGCUUGGAGCAAAACAAGUUAAUCCAAAAAUCCAAUUUUUCUACUACAACGUAGGUGCAUUCUUAAAUCCAGACGCUUCCGAAAGAGCCACCAACGAUCUAUUGGAGAGAGGUUGUGAUGUCAUUGGUAAUACAUUGGAUGAUUUCUCAAGUGGUAUCACAAUUAUGUCCAAAGGGUAUCGUACGAUUGGUACCAAUGGUUUCCCACAAAAACUGAUCUAUGGUGAAAAGAUUCUAUACAGUUAUGCCUACAAUUGGACUAAACUAUUCUUACCAAUUGCUAUGAGUGUCAAAGCUGGUAUUACCAAUAAUACCAAUGGCUAUGGUGAUUUCAAUCUUGAUGAAAGUAAAAACUUUUUCAAUAUAGAAUAUAGUUAUGGUGUUAGCACUGAUACAAUCAAUAGAAUGAAUCAACAAAUUACCUUUUUAAAAUCAAAUUCAAGAUUUACUCAUCCAUAUUAUUGUAAUGAAUAUUUGCCAGAAUAUACUAAAAAAAAUAAUUUAAAUUUAUCAACUUCACCAACUGUUAAUAAUUUAAUUUGUAUUGAUCAUUCAACAUUUUUAAAAAUUAAUCCACCAUUUCCUGGUAUGACUUAUUUAGGUAUUUAUAAUAUAUCAUUAGUUGAAGUUGAAUUUUCACAAUCAAUCCAAAAUGGUUUUUCAAUUACAACUGGUAUUUUAAUUGGAAUUACAAUUUUAAUGAUGAUUGGUAUUAUUAAAUAUAGUAAAACUCCAUCAAUGAGAUCAGCAAGUCCAAUUUUCUUAAAUUUUAUAUUAGCCGGUGGUAUAAUUGUUUAUAUUGGUAUAAUUGUUUGGGUUGGUCCAAUGAGUACUCAUUCAUGUAAUGCUAGACUUUGGUUAGUUACACUUGGUUUUUCAACAUUAAUUGGUAGUUUGGUUGUAAAGAAUUUUAGAAUUUGGUUAAUUUUUGAUAAUCCAGAAUUGAAAUCAAUUAAAAUUACAAAUUAUCAAUUAUUCCCAUGGGUUGGUGCUUGUUUAGUAAUUAAUAUCAUAUUAAUGGCAAUACUAACAAGUGUUGGUGAUUUAAAACAAAUCGAUGCAAUGAAUAUUGAUUCGUUAGGUAAAUAUGAGUAUAUGAAAGUUUGUAAAAUGAAUAGUUCUGGUGCAUCAACAUUGUAUACGAUUUUAGCAUAUUUCGCAGCACUACUAUUGGUUGGUGUAUUUGUAUCAUGGAAGAUUAGAAUCGUAGAUAUUCUAGAGUUUAAUGAAUCUGGUGCAAUUGCAAAUACAUUAUAUGCUAUUAGCUUUUGUUUAUUCGUAAUUGUACCAUUGAUGAUAUCACCACAAGAUAUGCAAUCAGAGACUAUUAUACUUUGUACAACUGGUUUAUUCAUUACCACUGCGGCUUUAUUGAUUAUUUUCAUUCCAAAAUUCUGGAGAGUAUUUAGAAAAGGUGCUAAUGAUAGUGAAAUUAAUUUUAAUAAAAAGAAAUCAUCAUCAGUUGCAACUGCACGUGCUGAAAGUGGUAGUAAAGGUUCAAAUGGAAAUGCUAGUAGUGGUAAUAGAACAAAUCGUAGAGGAAAUGUUGUAUCUGGUGAUUUUACUGAUGAUUCUGAAUCAUCUGUAGGUGAUGAAAAUCAAAAAGAAAAAGAAAAAAUAAAAGAUGAUGUUGCUAAUGUUACCUCUGGUGCAGUUUUGGCUGAAUUUACUGAUGAAGCUUCAGAUACAGAUAAUAAUGAAUUUAAUGAUAUUGAAUUAUCAGAACAACCACCAAGUAUUAUUGUCAAUGAUUCAGAAAAUAAUAAUUAA
This is a messenger RNA of Dictyostelium discoideum AX4, 2295 nucleotides long. RefSeq names its product G-protein-coupled receptor family 3 protein 8 (gene grlH). Lineage: Eukaryota; Evosea; Eumycetozoa; Dictyosteliales; Dictyosteliaceae. Gene Ontology annotation, cellular component: membrane; plasma membrane. The record is from RefSeq and is a predicted model, not a curated record. The transcript is spliced from 2 exons. The coding region runs from base 1 to 2295 and encodes 764 amino acids. Gene Ontology annotation, biological process: G protein-coupled receptor signaling pathway. Gene Ontology annotation, molecular function: G protein-coupled receptor activity.